This is a messenger RNA of Acanthopagrus latus (yellowfin seabream), 2043 nucleotides long. It is a transcript of the gene hexim1, whose product is annotated as HEXIM P-TEFb complex subunit 1. Gene Ontology annotation, biological process: negative regulation of cyclin-dependent protein serine/threonine kinase activity; negative regulation of transcription by RNA polymerase II. Lineage: Eukaryota; Metazoa; Chordata; Actinopteri; Spariformes; Sparidae. Gene Ontology annotation, molecular function: 7SK snRNA binding; cyclin-dependent protein serine/threonine kinase inhibitor activity. Bases 448 to 1536 code for a protein of 362 amino acids. The record is from RefSeq and is a predicted model, not a curated record. The transcript has a single exon. Gene Ontology annotation, cellular component: cytoplasm; nucleoplasm; nucleus.
CGUCCCACAAUGCACCAGGCGUUGCGAGCACCAGCAUGCGCACGGCUAGAGGCGGAGCUGCUAUAUAAACACGAGCAGCCUCUUCUUGAGUAGCACACUGGACACUGUUGUGACGGCGGAACGUCGUCUCCGGGUGAACGACAACCCUGACAGCAUCGAAACAGUUAAUGGUAGUUAGCGACAGUUGCUCUGACAAACCCUUGGAGGAGCAACAAGUGUGGACUGCUCGGAAGUUUAGUUUUAAUAUACGAGAAGCCGUUAACUCAAACUUUCUUUAGUGAUAACGGCUCAUUCUGGAAUAAGAACAUUUUUGUCGAAAUUAAGUUUUAAGUUUAGCGUCUUUUUUUUUUUUUUUUUUUAAACGAACUUUUGAAGCUCCAUUUUUGAAGAGCGCGAAAAUGAUCUGAAGCGCGCCCGAAAAGGAGUCACCAGAGCGGAUCAGCAAGGAUGACAGAGCCGGCGGAGCAGACCCAUCACCUGAAAACUUCAGGCAGCCCAUCAGGUGGGAUCAGCGGAGAACCUAUGGAGCAUCUCACAGCCAGCAGCCGUGCCGGACCACAGAACGGCGACAGGGGGCGGCAGAGAGACCAGAAACAGAGGCAGCGGGCGGAGAACUGCGAGGAUAUCAACACAGACAAGUUAUGGCAAAUGAAAGGCGGACAGAGGGGGGUGUGCCCUGCCUCAGCGGCCGGAAACGAGCUCCCAAAGUGCCCGAACGCAGCUCAAAACGAUGCUCGGGCAACUGGAGACGGUCAUCACACCUCGCACGGGAAGAACGGCGAAGACAGACAGCUGGAGGAGACUUUAAACCAGGGCCAGGAGGAGAGCUCGCUCAUCGACUCCGACACCGGCUUGGAUGCGCGUCUGGGCAAGAAGAGGCACCGGCGCAGGACCUCCAGGAAGAGGCGCAACUGGAAGCCUUACUACAAACUUUCCUGGGAGGAGAGGAAAGCCCUGGAGGAGAAGGAGACAGCCAGGGCUUCCAGGGUGAGAGAGGAGAUGUUCGCCAAAGGGCUCCCGGUGGCGCCCUAUAACACCACCCAGUUCCUGAUGGACGAGCACGACCGAGAGGAGCCCGACCUCAACACCGAGACCGGGGUCAGGCGACCCUCGGGGGUGGGCGGCCGCAUGGAGGACACGGGCAGCGAGGAGGAGUUCUUCGACGAGGAGGACGACGACGACGACGGCAGCGGCGGGGGCAGCGACGGUAUCGGGAGACCCGGGAACGCGGGCGGGGAGUUUCUCCAGAGAGACUUUUCCGAGACCUACGAGAUGUACCACGUCGAGAGCCUGCAGAAUAUGACCAAGCAGGAGCUGGUGCAGGAGUACCUGGAGCUGGAGAAGUGCAUGUCCCGGCUGGAGGAGGAGAACAACCGGCUGAGGCGCGCCGUGGAGCCCGGGGGUCCGACCGUGGAGAGCUCCCUGGUGCGGCUCGGGGAGCUGGAGAAGGAGCUGGAGAGACUGAGGGCUCAGAACACGGAGCUCCUUCUGCAGAACCAGCCGAGCAAGGACAGGGGCCAGGUCGCUACCAAUUAAAGGACAUUUAAAACGCUUUCAAGAAGGUAAAAACAUGGGACUACUGCAUUUUUAAAAAUAAUUGUCAUCGGUUUUCUGUAAUCAGUUUUGUCAUCUUGGCGAAGAAGUCCUCGCAUUGCAAUGCAAUACUUGACGUUUCUUUUCUAUUCGGACUGUAAAGGGUGUCCUGUUAAUUUUCCUUUUUUGUUUUUUGUUUUUUUUUUUUCAAGAAAAAAAAUGUAAAUAUUUCAAAAUAAGAUUCUUUUUCUAAAGAGAAUGUAUCUGACAAACACGAAAAUACUUUGUUUCCCGGGUCAACUUCAACAUAUAAUGUUCAUUUUUUGUUUUCAAUUUAAAAAAAACAAAACUCAUCUGUUGUAUUUCUCCCCCUUCAACAAACUGAAUAACAAAUCACAGCUGAUCGGGCCAGCUUGCAGAGACUGUUUUGCAGAAGUCAGCUCCAGAGCGACCAUUUUAACAGUUGUGUGUUAACAUAAGUUCAAAUAAAAUUUUGAAAUUCUGCUGUCA